GUUGGUUCACCUGGCCAUUAUCCACUGCGUCCCAGCUGUGGCACUCUGCUGCAUUGCUCAGCUGCCCAGGGAGGUGCUGGAGAUUCAAAAUGAUCUUUUCCAGACCCCACUCCACCUCGCUGUGUACCUGGAGCAGCCCAGCGUGAUCCAGGCGCUGAUCCACAAGGGAGUCAACCCCGGGCUGCAGGACCGCAACGGAAACACCCCGCUGCACCUGGCCUGCGAGCAGCAGCGCCUGCGGUGCGCCCAGCAGCUGCUGCGGGGCACAGCCCUGACGGAGGGCACAGCCCAGCCCCAUGGGCACCACCAGGACCUGCAGCUCCAGAACUGGCAAGGCUUGGCCUGUCUGCACAUCAGCACCUUGAAGGGGAACAUCCCGAUGAUGUCUCUGCUGCUGGAGAGCGGUGCCAACAUCGAUGUUCGGGAGGGCACGAGUGGGAAGACCCCAUUGCACCUGGCCGUGGAGUGCCACAACCGCAGGGCUGUCCAGUUCCUGCUGCGCAACGGGGCAUACGUGGACGCCCAGAUGUACAACGGGUGCACCCCACUCCACCUGGCUGUGGGCCGCAAGGAUGCUGCCAUCGCCGCCAUCCUCUCACACUCCGGGGCUGACACCCUACUGAGGAACAUGGAGAAUGAGACAGCCCAGGACCUGGCUGACGGCAACGAUGACCUCCUCGCCUUGCUGCCCUUCGAUGACCUGAAGAUCUCGGGGAAGCCUGUUGUGUGCUCUGAAUGAGCGGCUGGACUCCUUUGGCCUGUCAGGCUGCCUCCUCGCUCUGCGCUGUUGCCCUGCUGCCCGCUGGGACCUUGCCUGCCUGCAGUUCAGUCAGAGCAGAGCCACUUUGGGAGACAUUAUCCCCACGCCUUCCCCCGUUGGAAGUUUUGUUGGCCUCAGGCUGCCUUCUCGGAGGGAAGAAGGUGGCACUAUGAACACUACACAGGUGUAUUUGUGCCUUGCAGCAGGACUGAAUUUCCCCUCCCUGCCAUGGGUCUGACUUGUGGGGGUCUCCAGCUUACCCAGGGAAGGAGCAGGAGAGGACUCAUUUUCACAUUGUAUGGUGGAUGGAGCAUCCUCUGGCACCCCCAAAUGCCAUCAGAAUAAGUAUGGGGUAAGGAGAGUUAACAUGCACUCUUAAUAAAUGUUUGUUCUUGC
Fulmarus glacialis (Northern fulmar) is the source of this 1156-nucleotide messenger RNA. Its product is annotated as NF-kappa-B inhibitor epsilon-like. The annotation marks the transcript as partial. Gene Ontology annotation, molecular function: protein binding. The transcript has 5 exons. NCBI's taxonomy places the organism in Eukaryota, Metazoa, Chordata, Aves, Procellariiformes, Procellariidae. The record is from RefSeq and is a predicted model, not a curated record.